Molecule: messenger RNA, 3102 nt
Organism: Magallana angulata
Lineage: Eukaryota; Metazoa; Mollusca; Bivalvia; Ostreida; Ostreidae
Exons: 1
Coding region: 180-2939 (919 amino acids)
Source: RefSeq, a predicted model, not a curated record
AUCUUUUCAAAUAUAUUUUUAUUUUGAAAACAUUAAAUUAUUUUGAACUAUUUUUUUACUAAAAAUGAAAUACUUAAAAUCUAUAAUUUUUUUUCGACAGAAAUUAAAAAUGUAGAACAUCUGAUUCUUCACCUGCCAAACAUUAAAUUAUCUUGAGAACAGAUGGAAAACUAAGAAAGAUGUCAGAGAAACCACCAAAAAAGAGGGUUAGAAAGUCUGGCCUUGUAUAUCGGACUUAUUUAACCAACAGGGACUCUCUUGAAAAUGCACCAUCUUCUUUUAAAAAAUCUGUUGAUGCAACGAGUCAACCCGAAGAUGUCAACAUAACUGACAGCACAUCCAAAGAAAAUCCAACUGAAGCUGAUAAUGUAUCUGAAUGUGGUAUAGAAGGUGAUGGUUCUCAAGUUGAUAGUUCUGAUGACGAGACCGAGGAUUAUUUACAUGAUUUAUCUUUACAUACUUUCGAUACGGGCAAUAAGGCAACUGAAGAUCGGAAUGCGAAUGAUGAUGUACAUGGUGAAGUCACGGAAAUAAAGGCAUGUAUGGAAGAAUCGAGCCCAGGAUCAUCGGAUGUUGAAAGUGAAUUUUCAUCCGAGGACUACCUAUCAGACAAAACAUAUUCUUCAGUUUCCGAGGAAGAGCAAGAUGAAACUCUCAACAAUGAAGACAAUUUCCCUAAUAUCCCUAUAUACGAAGGGGCUGAUUUGACAACAGGAGCGAGCAUGCUGUUGAUAAUGACAUAUGUUUUAGAACAUAAUCUAAGUGGUGAUGGUUUUGCUGAUCUGUUGGACCUGAUAUCAAUACAUUGUAAACAAAAAAACACAAUUCCAACAUCAGUCCAUUUAUUUAAACAAUGGUUUCAAGAUUUGAAGAUAACACCCAAAAAACAUUCAUACUGCUCUUUUUGUCUUUUGGGUUUUGAUGACAUUACUUCUGACAAAUGUCAAAAUCCGAAGUGCGGGAAAACUUUCAAUAAAAAAAUGGAUAAAGGCUUUUUUGUGGAAGUGCCUUUAGUACAUCAAGUUCAAAAACUUAUGUUUGACGAAAGCUUCAGGAAAUCGUUGACAUUCCGCUUCAAUAGGAAGAAGAAAAUAACAGACAACAUUGAGGAUAUUUACGAUGGGAAACAUUACAUGAAGUUUGAUGACGUUCUAUCAGAUCCUCACAAUAUGUCGUUUUUAUGGAACACAGAUGGUGUACCAUUGUUCAAAAGUUCAAAAACAUCAAUGUGGCCGCUUUAUUUUGUCAUUAAUGAACUUCCAUUUAAAAUGAGACGGGAACCAGAGAAUAUGCUGUUAGCCGGGCUUUGGAUUGGACCAAAAAAACCUGAAAUGAUGACUUUUCUCAAACCUUUUAUUGAAGAUUUAGAAUUACUAGAAAACGGAGUGCUUGUUACGACAGAUAGAAAUGAAAUCAUAACAGUAAAAGGGUUACUACUAGCAGGGACAGCUGAUCUUCCAGCUAAAUGUGCCGUGUGUAACAUGAUGCAGUACAAUGGAAAAUACAGCUGCCCUUGCUGCAUUCAGCCUGGACAAUCUGCAGUUUCAGGUAAAGGUCGAUGCCAAGUCUUUCCGUUUAAGUUUGAAGAUCCGGUUGGUCCUGAAAGAACGCAUGAGGAUUCUUUGAACAUGGCGAAACAAGCAGUGACAUCUGGCAAAGCUGAAUUUGGAAUUAAAGGCCCUUGUUGGUUGACAAGUCUUAGGUCCUAUGACUUUGUUAUUGGAAACUGCAUAGACUAUAUGCAUUGUGUAUUACUUGGCGUUACAAAAUUAUUAAUCUCCCUUUGGUUUUUAAAAUCCUCAAGUGGAAAAGAGUUCAAUGUGUCGGAAAUGUUGCCGGUUGUUGAUGAAAGACUGGAAAAUAUAAAACCGCCAUUAAACAUUAAAAGAAAACCAAGGUCUCUCAAUGAUCUGAAGUACUGGAAAGCAUCGGAGUUGCGGUCCUGGUUGCUUUUUUACGCUCCUGUAAUACUUCUUGGGAUUUUACCAAAGGAACAUUAUGAACACUUUUUAUUGUUCAGUAAUGCAAUAUUCCUGCUACUUAAAGACUCAAUAAGUGACAGCGACAUUACAAGAGCAGAAAACUUCCUGGAACACUUUGUUUCAAGAUUCCCAGACCUCUAUGAAGAUCGCUGUAUGACACUCAAUUUACAUUUAUUGUUACAUCUGCCUAUUAAUGUAAGAAACCUAGGCCCUUUAUGGGCUUAUUCAUGUUUUCCUUUUGAAGAUGCAAAUGGUUAUCUUCUUAAACUAGUGAAAGGAACACAGUCAGUCGAGUCUCAAAUAAUAGAUUCUGUUUCCGUUACCCAUGGUAUGCCUUUUCUUCGGAAAAAUUGCAUCAUUCAAGGUUCAAAAGAAGAGGAACUGUUGAAAAAAAUUCUUAAAAUUUCUGACAAAAAUAUUACAUUAAUACGAGAGAAUAUGUACAUCAUGGGAAAGACGACAGAAAAAAAUCCACACGACUUAUCACAGGACCUCUAUGUUGCGUUGGCAAAUUUUAUGAAUCUGCCACUAGAUGGUCCUGUCAAAAUAUUUAAAAGAUUCAAGAAAGGUAAUAGAAUUUUUCAUUCCCUGGAGUACACACGAGUGCGGGUGAGAAACAGUUUUACAAUUAGAUAUCAACUUGGGCAUGGAAUUGUUAAGUUUGGAAUGGUCAGGUUGUAUGUACUGUACCAUUCUAUGUCCAAACAACGGGAUUAUACGCUUGCAAUCGUAAACCCACUGAAUGUAAACAAUGACGAUGCAUUUUGUUUUCCGCGGGACGAUGUGACAGAUCAGGAAUUAAUGGAACAUGUAUUUGUUUGCAAUACCCCUGAUUACAACACUCAGUCAGUAGCAAUUCCUGUUGAGGACAUUAUUGAUUUAUGUGUCAUGAUACCACUGAAUGGAAAACCAGUAUGUUAUGUUGCUAUGAUCCCAAAUAUGCUGGAAAAAGACUGAAUAUAUAGCUUUGAAUAUAGAUAUAUACUACACAAUGAGUAAAAUAAAUUUCUGUUGGCUCCGUUACGUAUAUAGUUCAGAGAUCAUUUAUUAAAAAUCGAAACAAAGUUUGUUUGUUUGUUUGCUUUUAAAUUGUAUACCGAACGUGCUAGUAAAAAUUGAU